CUCUAUUUAGGAAAUACAGGCCCAGGGACAGGGCCACCGUCAGGCAAAGGAAAGUGAUUGCCUCUAGCUGGAAACCAAAGCCUCUAUCAGGACAGAGAAGCACAGAGCUUGUACUGGUUUGAGGGAUACCAUCUUCUCAAGCAGCAAAAUGCUUAACAUUGGACAAUCUGGCAAAAAGAGAAGUGUCUCUCAUUGAAAAAUUGACCAGUUAUAGAUGGAGAAUCAGACUUAGGAAGACACCUUCUUGUUGUUCAGGCUGAGAGCAGUGGAGCGUUCUGGGAAACAACCACACAGCAGAGCCUGAGGAAAGAUAUGCUCAGUUCAGAUCUACAGCACCAGUUCUUCAGGCAGUUCUGCUAUGAGGAGGCAGAAGGGCCCAGAAAAGUUUACAGCCAACUCCACUGUCUGUGCUGCCAAUGGCUGAAGCCAGAAAGGCACACAAAGACUCAGAUGUUGGACCUGGUGGUCCUGGAGCAAUUCUUGGCUGUCCUUCCCCCAGAGAUGAAGAACUGGAUCAGAGAGUGUGGAGCGGAAACGAGUUCCCAGGCAGUGGCCCUAGCGGAGGGUUUCCUUCUGAGCCAGGCAGAGGAAAAGAAGCAGCAAGAGCAGAAGGACUUGAUUAUGAAAGGAACAGCUGAGGCAGAGAAGUGUCCUUCUGAAACCAAGUGGAUCAUGGCAGACCAGGACGGAGUCUCCAGCUCAGUGGGAGAUGAAACAGGGGCAUUGACAAUGCAGACUAGUUCAUCUCAUAGUAAUGAUACUCUUCAUGCAGCUCCAGUGAGAUUGGAUCAGGUGACCUUUGAAGAGGUGGGUGUGUUUUUCAGUGAGGAGGAGUGGACCUUGCUGGACCCAGGACAAUGGGCCCUGCACAGGGAAGUGAUGGAGGAGAAUUUGGGGCUUGUGUCCUCUCUGGGUGAAGAGGAGCAACUGGUUGAGAACGAAAGGGAACCAUGCAGGGUGUUGUCUGAAAGAUCCAAAUUUCAACAGACAGAAGAGAAUGGAAGAAACUUUGACCCUCAAGAGAAGAGGAAGAGCAAAGCAUCAUCAUCUCAUGGUGCUGGAUCCUGUGGAAUCUCAGCUGGAGAAGUAACACAAAAAGGAAAAGAAAAUAAUACAUAUAUUUGUCUCCUGUGUGGGAGAAAUUUCACUUUUAAGGCAAGCCUUAACUGUCAUAUGAGAACACACACAGGGGAAAUACCUCUUAGUGGAGGUGAGUUUGGAAAGAUCAUCAGUGUUAGGAAAGCCCUGAUUUCCCAUCAAAGAAUUUACAUGAGAGAGAAACCAUUUAAAUGCUUGGAGUGUCGAAAGAGCUUCCGUCGGAAAGCACACCUUACUUAUCAUCAAGCAACUCACACCAGACCGAAAUCGUUUAAAUGCUUGGAGUGUGGAAAGAGCUUCAAUCAGAGGUCAUUCCUCAUUUAUCAUCAAAGAAAUCAUACAGGAGAGAAACCGUUCAAAUGUUUGGAUUGUGGAAAGGGCUUCAGUCGGAAGACACUCCUCAGAUGUCAUCAAGCAACACACAAAUCAGAGAAAGUAUAUAAAUGCUUGGAGUGUGGAAAGGGAUUUAUCCAGAAGAUGCACCUCACUCGUCAUCAAGAAACUCACACAGGGGAGAAGCCAUUUGAAUGCUUGGAAUGUGGAAAAAGCUUCAGCCGUAGGCAUACCCUCUCAAGUCAUCGAGCAGUUCACACGGGGGAGAAACCAUUUGAAUGCUUGGAGUGUGGAAAGACCUUCAGACGAAAGACAGAUCUCACUUGUCAUCAAAGAAUUCAUACAGGGGAGAGACCAUUUCAGUGUUUGGAAUGUGGAAAGAGCUUCCGUCGGAAGAUAUACCUCACGUAUCAUAAAGCAAUCCAUACUGGACAAAAACCAUUUAAAUGCUCAGAGUGUGGAAAGGGUUUCAUUCAAAAAACACACCUAAUUUCUCAUCAGGCAAUUCACAUCAGAGAGAAAUCAUUUAGAUGCUUUGAGUGUGGAGAAAGCUUCAAUGAGAAAUCACUCCUCAUUUAUCAUCAAAGAAGUCAUACAGGGGAGAAACCAUUUAAAUGUUUAGAGUGUGGAAAGAGCUUCAGUCAUAAGGCACUCCUUACUUGUCACCAGAUAGUUCAUUCAGGGGAGAAACCAUUUCAAUGCUCGGAGUGUGGAAAGAGCUUCAGUCGGAAGACAGAACUCACUAGUCAUCAAAGGACUCAUUCUGAGGAGAAACCAUUUCAGUGCUUGGAGUGUGGAAAGAGCUUUUGUAGGAAGACAGAACUUACUUAUCAUCAAGCAACUCACACAGGGGAGAAACCAUUCCAGUGCAUGGAAUGUGGGAAAAGUUUCAUUCGGAAGAGAAGCCUCACUCGUCAUGAAGUAACUCACUCAGGGGAAAAACCCUUUAAAUGCUUGGAGUGUGGAAAGAGCUUCAGUCAGAAGGCACUACUCACUUGUCAUCAAGCAAUUCAUACAGGGGAGAAAUCAUUUAAAUGCUCUGAGUGUGAAAAGUGUUUCAGUUGGAAGACAAACCUAAUUCGUCAUCAAGCAACUCACAUGGGAGAGAAACCAUUUAAAUGUUUCGAGUGUGGAAAGAGUUUCAGUCAGAAGACAUAUCUCACUUGUCACCAAGCAACACAUACAGGGCAGAAACCAUUUAAGUGUGAACAGUGUGGUUAUUGCUUUAAUCAGAAGGCACACCUCAAUCGUCACCAAGCAACUCAUACUGGGGAGAAAAUGUUUGAAUGCUUGCAGUGUGGAAAGAGAUUCAGUCAGAAGACAGAUCUCACCUAUCAUCAAAGAAGUCAUACAGGGGACAAACCAUUCAAAUGCUUACAGUGUGAAAAGAGCUUCACUCGGAAGACGCACCUCACUUGUCAUCAAAGAAUUCAUACAGGACAAAAACCAUUUACAUGUUUUGAGUGUGGAAAGAGCUUCAGUCAGAAGGCAAACCUCAUUUGUCAUCAACGAAGACACACAGGGGAGAAACCAUUUCAUUGCUUGGAAUGUGGAAAGAGCUUCAAUCAGAAGUCACUCCUCAUUCGUCAUCAAAGAAGUCAUACAGGGGAGAAGCCAUUUCAGUGUUUGGAGUGUGGAAAGAGCUUUAGUCAGAAGUCACGCCUCACUUGCCAUCAAAGAAGUCAUACAGGGGAGAAGCCAUUUCAGUGCUUUGAGUGUGGAAAGAGCUUCAGUCGGAAGACAGAUCUCACUUGCCAUCAAAGAAGUCAUACUGGAGAAAAACCAUUUCAGUGCGUCGAAUGUGGAAAAGGUUUUAUUCGGAGGACAGAGCUCACUUGUCAUCAAAGAAUUCAUACAGGAGAGAAACCAUAUCAGUGCUUGGAGUGUGGAAGGAAUUUCAUUCAGAAGACACACCUCACACGUCAUCAAACAACUCACACCAGAGAGUAACAAUUUCAGUCACUAGUGAAGUCCAGAUGGCUCCACCAUAACAUUGGCCUGUUACAGACUGCCAAAAUAAAGCUGCUUCAGGUCUCUUUGGAGGUAUGCUAUUUAAAUG
Messenger RNA from Sceloporus undulatus (fence lizard), 3490 nucleotides. Its product is annotated as zinc finger protein 260-like. Bases 313 to 3381 code for a protein of 1022 amino acids. The record is from RefSeq and is a predicted model, not a curated record. The transcript has 6 exons. Lineage: Eukaryota; Metazoa; Chordata; Lepidosauria; Squamata; Phrynosomatidae. Gene Ontology annotation, biological process: regulation of DNA-templated transcription.